AUGGCAUCCAUCCCGGACAUUGAAAAACCUGCCAAAACGAAUGCCUCUUCAUCUCGUUUUGACAGCUCCCCCUCCCGCAAGCUUUGGAUAUUGUUUAGCCAACUUUGCACUUUUUUCAUUCCAAAUCUCGUUCUUUCCUAUCUUCUUGGAAUGAGCAGAGAUGAAUAUCGCCUAAAGUCGUCAUCUCAGCGGAUACAAGCCUGGAGGGAAAAGGUCGCCUUGUGUGUAAUAAUCUUUCUGCUUUCGCUUGUGCUAUUCUUUUAUUUGUGGUUCUUUGGCACCUUUCUAUGCCCCGAUUGCAAAGUGAUGUCCUUUUUUGAUUUCCAAAAUUUAAAUGUCGAUACCGAGCCAUGUGUCCUUAUUUAUGGCCGAGUUUUUGAUUUGAAAAAGUUGUUUUCGCUCUCCAUUUCUAGGAAGGGCUCAAACUUGCUUUCAUUUUACGCCGGGAAAGAUGCCUCUGCAUUGUUUGCACAGGAUAUAUUCAACCAGGCCAUGGACGGCAUUGGCAGAAUACCAAGCAUGCCGUCCGUUUCAGCCUCGGCAGCCAUCAAAAAAGGAAAGCCAUUGGAAGCCUUUUCGCGUGACUCGUCCAUCACCUUUGGCAUCAAUUCGAUAGCAGAUAUCGAGUUGAACCUAUCAUCUAAUCUUCUCGAUGCAAACUCUCCAGAAACCAUGGGGCUUCUGGAGGCACUUUCAAAUUGCUGGGUUGCUGACCUCGGUUGGGACACGCAAGACCUUGCCUCGAGAGGCUCGUCAAAGGAUUCCCCAAUCAUUUCCGUUGAAGGCGUGCUUUUCAACGUGUCCUCAUUGCUUCAGGUCAAAGAUGAAAGUGUGUCUCCUGUUCAAAUUGCUCUGACUUCGCUUCCUUGGUCUGGCUUUGACCAUACGGCGCAACUUGUCAAAGCGCUUUCCUCAAAUGAUGCGAAUCCCGCAAACAUCCUGGCAAUUGUGGCCAGUAUGGCACCAAUUGUGGGCAUCGUAGAUCCAAGAUCGCCUCUCAAGUGUGCAAUUGGCCGGCAAGUACUUAUGGGCUCGGCUGCUCUUGUGCUCCUCAUCACUGGCGUCAAGUUCCUUGCCGCCUUGCAGCUUGGCCGCAAAAAGUUGCCAGAAGUAUUGGGGCGCCACACAAUUCUGCACAUGACCUGCUUUACGGAAGGCGAAGCGUCCCUAAGAAAGUCCAUCGGCUCGUUGGUGAGCUCCGAUUAUGACGACCGAUUCAAGCUGCUUUGGAUCGUUUGCGAUGGCCUUGCGACAGGCGCGGGAAACGACCGCCCCACCGCGGUCAUUCUUCUAGAUAUCCUUGGUAUCUCCAGGCCUGCCUCUGUAGAUGAAACUAAUGCCUGGAUGAUGCACGAGGGCCAUCCAAUAGUUUCCUACGACUCUCUUGGCGACCAAAAUUAUGUCAAAUUUUGGUACGGAUACUACCACCAGUCUUUGAAGGGAUCCUUCUCACAUGCAAUCCCAUUUGUCUUGAUAGUCAAACUUGGGUCUCCAGGAGAAAUCUCAAAAUGCCCUGGAAAUCGCGGCAAGCGGGAUUCACAGUUGAUCCUGCUCAGAUGGCUUAGCAAGCUUCUUCACUUGGCAAACCAGUCGCAGGGCACGGAGGAAGAUUGUACGGCAAUCGAGAUUCCAAUUCCACAACCGCAGUUUUCACCUCUUGAAGAGGCUCUUACGGGGGCGCUUCACGGAGGCCUGGGCAUGGAUCCACUGACCUUUGAAUAUCUGCUGAUGGUUGACGCCGACACGCAAUGUGCACCAGACGCUUUGACUCGCCUCAUAUCUGUGAUGAUUGGUGAUAGAAGAGUCGUUGGCGUGUGCGGCGAGACGACGCUGGCAAAUCCCAGGGCCUCCUGGGUCACUUCAAUCCAGGUCUACGAAUACUACAUUACGCACCAUCUGUCAAAGGCUUUUGAAAGUCUAUUUGGAGUGGUGACUUGCCUUCCUGGAUGCUUUACUCUGUAUCGCCUUCGUACCCCCGUUACUUCAUAUGUCCACGGGGGCGACUCGUCAGCCAUGAAGCCACUCUUGCUUUCCCCCGCAUUGUUGGCCGAAUAUGGCACGCAGGAGAAUAGCGACUCGACGCUUCACCGUCGUAAUUUGCUCACAUUGGGCGAAGACCGGUUUCUUACCACUUUGUUGCUUAAAUAUUUUCCGAAUUACAAAACUUCGUUCUCCGGAGAUGCACUUUGCAAAACCAUUGCGCCAGAGUCUUGGCGCGUGCUGCUUUCCCAGCGGCGGCGCUGGAUCAAUUCUACCAUCCACAAUCUUUGGGAGCUGCUUUCCAUUCCACGUCUGUGUGGAAUUGGAUGCAUCUCGAUGAAGUUGGUCGUGCUUUUGGACCUAAAUUCUACGCUCGUCAUGCCAGCAACGAUGGUAUAUUUGCUCUGGUGUGCCACGCAGCUAAUCAUUUCAAACAUUUUCGCUUUAAACGAAGAUGAUGUUUUUUCCACAUACACAAGUGCUAAUUCGGCGUUGCUUCUUGCCGCAGCAACCUUUGCCAUGCAGGCAAGUGUUUGUGUAUUGAAGAGAAGAUGGUACAUCAUGGGCUGGAUGUUUCUCUACAUCUUGACGCUUCCCGUAUUUUGCUUUAUCCUGCCACUUUAUGCUUUUUGUAAUUUUGACGACUUUACGUGGGGCCGCACGCGAAAACAGCAGUGCCCCUCCUCGAUCAAGGAGAACCACACGAUCAUGGCUUUGAACCCAUGGGGAAGCCGUCCUCACCAUCCUCAGCUAUUUGGAAGGUAUUCGUACAAUGGCCAGCUGGACACCUGUAGCACCGGACAUGGCGAUCCAAUCGAUCCGGUUGUAAUCGGCAUGCGCUGCAAUACAAUUGCCGCGUUAGAUUAUUCGCCACAUUCUGUCGUGCCAAGAGCCAAAGUGAACGAAAUUGAGGCUGCUGUGAAGAAGCUGCUGGUCUCGCACGAUGCCGACCAUCUCUCUCUUGGAGAGAUCCGUUCAAGGAUCGAGCACGAGAUAUCCAUGGAUCUGAGCUCGCUUAAGGAAUGGUUUUCGACCCUCGUGGAGUCGAUUUUGAUGGAGAUGCUGAUGAAUGCUGACAACGACACAAAAGGUUCCUAG
This is a messenger RNA of Mitosporidium daphniae, 3078 nucleotides long. RefSeq lists its product as uncharacterized. The transcript has a single exon. Gene Ontology annotation, cellular component: cell septum; cell periphery. Lineage: Eukaryota; Fungi; Microsporidia. Gene Ontology annotation, molecular function: chitin synthase activity. The record is from RefSeq and is a predicted model, not a curated record. Bases 1 to 3078 code for a protein of 1025 amino acids.